UGCGAAGAGGCCGCGUCAACUCUGUGUUAUAUUUAUUAAGUUUCAAAAAAGUACGUUGAAAGUAACACUACCAUAAAAAUUAGACAAUAAUGUGAUAUAAAAACUUUUGUGCGACAUUGAAGUGUGAAGUGUUUAUUAGAGAGGUACCCAAGGACGCAAAAAAAUAACAAUGGAAGACGUUUAUACGAUCAAAGUGAAAACUAAACCAGAUUUAAGGAAUCUUUACCCUUCAGAAAGGCGGUAUUCUGCGUCCACAGUGUCAGGAUUAGCCUGGGUGCACAUAGCGUUGGCAGCUACGUCAUUCCUAUUGGCCUGCCUCGCUUUAGUGAAUCCUGUUUCGGAUCAAAACAAAGCUAAAACUUUAGACGAGUUGAACAGUACAGAGACUGUUAAUGCAACCAAUUCAGUUGACGAUAACGGAUAUAAUGACUACAUUUUAGUGCUCGCGCCCGGUUUGAUAACAGUUUUCGGAUUAUUCGCUGGUUUUACAGCCAUUUUAGCAUCAGUGAGGUGGUACAUCGAUAGAAAUAUAACGUGGUUGUUUAUAACAUCGGUACUGUCGACCGUUAUAUCAUUCUCAGCGUUUGUUAUGAUCAUAACGUGGUUUAUAACGACAACUCAGGGAGACAUAACAGAGUUUUACAAAGACCAAGUGCCCUUCAAAGAUUUCGUUGUUAUUAAACACUCUAAUGUUAUUGAAAAGAACAGUUCUCACAUGGUCGUGGCGUUAAAUUCGACUGACAACGAGGAAGAUUCCUCGCAUUUGUUUACAAAACACGUUUUGUCUAUAAAUAUUUUGAUCGCUGCAUUCCUGGAAUUGUUGUGGUCCAUAUUGAGUAUGAAAAUUUCUUACAAAGGCAUGAGAAGUUACUAUAAAGACGAUAAUAAUACAAGACGAGGUAAUUGUGUAUCAGUUGUGACUACCAUCAAAGGGAAUGAUCCAAAAAACAUGCCGAGAAAUCCCAAAAUCAAUACGAAGCCGGAUUUGAUCGAGCAUUAUCCGAACAAAAAGAUAAAAAGGAUAUUCUUAGCGCAGGACGACAAUGGUUUCUACUUAAAAGACCAGAACAAUAAGAAGCAGGAUACUGACACCAGUUCCGAGUUCUACAAAGAGAGGAUGAUGAACUUCUUGAAUAGGUGCGCGUCUUUGGAGCUAUCUAACACUGAAGUUAGGACUCCCAGCGUUCAGUCUGAAUCUGUUCUUAAUCCUAUACCUGAGAUAAUUAUAGAAAGACCGGACAAUGAAGCAGAUGUCACCCCUAUAAGUUGGGGAGAUACACCAGACCAUACGAUUUACAAUCAGAACAAUAUUAAUUUCGACAAAAUCUUCAAAUUUCCUAAACACGAAAAACGUGAAGAUUCCAAUGGAAAUCGAGAGUGAAAUGAUUUCAUUUUAUGCUCAGUGACUGUGAAUAAAUGUGCACGCAGGGAAUUUAACCCCUGACGCGAAUGAGUGAUACAAUAUUAUAUGUCUCAAGCCUAUAUUGUUUAUAGGUACCUAAUUUAAGCUUUCGAAUAUUAGACUGAUAAAAAAAAAAUUAAAUAUAAAAAAUCAGGUAAUAAUAACCAUAUUUUAACGUAACUAAAGUCAGAUAAAAUAAAAUUUUAGCAGACGCUUACAAAUCACAAAUUUCGCAAAGUGAUCUGAAUAAUAAAGAGGCGUGAGUUUAUGUAUGUAUGUAUGUAUGAUCUGAAUAAAUAGCACAAUAAAAUUAAUUAACAGUAUUCCUAUUAAUUGUUAAAAUUAUAUCAGUUUACUAAAUAUAUAUUAAAAAUAUGAAAUGUGAAAAAAAAACAAAUUAAAAUGAUCUGAAAUUGAAAAACGAAAAUGCGAUCUAAUUUAUUGCCAUUUUGUGUAUAAAAUCAAUAUAUAUAUAUUUUUACUGUAUAAACUUAGACAAGUCUUAAUACACUUUUUUCAACAAUUUAUGAAGAUUUUUUAUAGAAAUUUUAUUUCGACGUCCGAUUGGCGUCACAUUCUAAAUAGGCUCUUAAUUCUUGGAUAUUCCUUUCUUUUUAAUGCUAAAAUAUAGACAUUUGAAAUUGACCAAUCAGAUUCUAAGUUGAGUUCAGUGACUUUGGUACAUUCAAAGAAAAAAAAACACAGAUUUAAAAACUUAUUUAUUUACUUACUAGUUUUUACACCACUUCGCUCCCUCUCUCGAAAGUUUCGUCUGUUUCUGUGCCAAAUAUCACGCAAAUCGGUCUAGUAGUUUUUGUCUAAAAAUACAUGUAUGCCUAUAUUUAAACACAAAUGUUUUCUCCAAAAUUAUAAUCCUACUAUUAAUCCCAAUAAUGAAAAAAAAUGAUAAGAAUGUGUUUGUCAGUUCCUCUUUCACGCGUAAAGUACUGAACAGAUUUUCAUGAAACUUUCUAGUUAGGUAUAUAUAUAUAUAUAUAUAUAUAUAUAUGCAAGACAUUGGAAUAACAUAAUUAGUUAAAAUUUUUACAUAUUUAAGGGGAACGAAGUCGCAGGCUAGUAUAAGUAUAUGUAGAUUGUAAUAGUGCACAGAAAAUCGUACAAAAAAAAAACAAAUAUAUACUUACAUACAUAUGUACAUACAAUCACGUUUAUGUCCCUUGAGGGUUAGACAGAGCUACAAUCAGCUGUAUGCACGCUGUGUUAGGCUUAUGUUAGGCGGAUUUAGGCGGGUUCUUCUUUUUGGCGAUGGAUUAGCAAUUGCAAUCUGUCACUAUUUAAAUCUCAAUUACUUACAUCAUUAAAGCAUAGCUUGUCAGUAUGGAAGCGUGAUGUGCUUAUUCACUUAGUCGCCUUUUACGACAUCCAUAGUACAACCUUCGUAGGAAGUACUUUCGUAAGAACUUUCGUAGAAACUGUAAUUGAAUAUUAAGACCUAUAUUGUAACCAUAUUCAAGGAAUAAAUGAUUAUGAUUACUUAUUAUCACACACUAUGAUUUUUCCUUUUUUUUUUAUAUAAUUCCAGUUAUAGUUUUAAAAUUGUUCAAUGCCUAUAGAAAGUGUAAUGUCUUAAACUGAUUUGCCUUCGUUCACUCGACCUUUUUGUGAAUUUAUUGUGCGGCCGUGUGCCAAUAAAUUGUUUCAAUAGUUGCGAAAAAUCAGUUGGUUACGUGUCAAUUACUUUGUUUAAAACACUGAGUAUAAUAACUUGGUGGAGAAUGCAAAGACUGAUGUUCUACGUUGUAUACGUGUCUUGUAAUCUAAUGUCUACGUAUAUAAUACUAGCUGUGCCCGCGACUUCGUCGGUUGAAAGCUGAAGAGUUUGUUUGUUUGUUUAACGCGAAUGAAUGAUUGAAAUAGACCAUUUAUCGAGGAAAGCUUUAGGCUAUAUAACAUCACGCUGUAACUAUAAGGAGCAAAGAAAUAAUGGAAUAUGUGAAAAAAAACGGCGAAAAUGAUUCAUCCUUGAUAGCUUCAAUGAUGCCCAAAAUAACUAUUCCACGCGGACGAAGUCGCGGGCACAGCUAGUGUAUUAUAAAAUUAAGAAGGACAUAGGGUAUGUACUCAAUACAUCAAUUUGACGAAAAGGUAUCUUUUAUUUCUGAUAAAUGCUGUGUUUCCGUGGGAUUUAUGAUAAAAUACCACGUACUCACGCGAGCAGAGUGACGGGUAAUACUUUUACACGUUUUUAUUUUACGGAGCAAACAAAGUCAACAGUCUAAAGAGAGGCUAAGUAAACCCGCCUUCAGGUGAAUGAGGGAAUCCUGUAAUAUAUAUUUUUUAUACGUGACUUCUCCAUCAAGUUAUUAUUCUCAGUGUUUUAAACAUAGACAAUAAGAACAGUCUUGUAUGUAAAUAAUAAAACUCAUGAGAAAUCUUAAGAGUAUAUUACAUUAUACAUUUUAUUGUGAAGUAGGUUAUUUAAUUUAUUUAAGUACAUAGACUUGUUUACUUAAUGAAAUACCUAUGUGAAAUGAAAUUAACUUAUGUGUUUUUAUUUCUUGUUACAAUGUUCUUUCCAGUACUCCUCCGAAACGGCUUGACCGAUUCUCAUG
Messenger RNA from Amyelois transitella, 3975 nucleotides. RefSeq lists its product as uncharacterized. Lineage: Eukaryota; Metazoa; Arthropoda; Insecta; Lepidoptera; Pyralidae. The transcript has a single exon. The coding region runs from base 170 to 1381 and encodes 403 amino acids. The record is from RefSeq and is a predicted model, not a curated record.